Diachasmimorpha longicaudata is the source of this 1742-nucleotide messenger RNA. RefSeq lists its product as uncharacterized. The transcript has 4 exons. Gene Ontology annotation, biological process: intrinsic apoptotic signaling pathway in response to DNA damage; regulation of apoptotic process; extrinsic apoptotic signaling pathway in absence of ligand. Gene Ontology annotation, molecular function: protein homodimerization activity; protein heterodimerization activity. The record is from RefSeq and is a predicted model, not a curated record. Lineage: Eukaryota; Metazoa; Arthropoda; Insecta; Hymenoptera; Braconidae. Gene Ontology annotation, cellular component: mitochondrial outer membrane. Bases 86 to 1138 code for a protein of 350 amino acids.
UGGGUAUGCGUUCGAAGAAACGAACGAAAAUUUUUCUUUUUUUUUUUUAAAGUCACAUAAAAAUAUUCGAACAAUAAAAAAUAGUAUGUGCAAAAAUCCAGGACUUUCCACACAUGGAUUUUGUAAUUUGCAACAGGUAACUGGGAAAUAUCUGCAGCUAUUUGUGGCACAGGCGCCAUUCUCUCGGCAUCACUCGCAGAUAUCUACGUUAGGCUCAUGCAUAAUCGUUGCAGAUAUAAAUCGCGAGAGAGACGGCUUUUCUCCUCCAUUCAUCGACGCAGUCAGUCGGCCUUUGAAGGUUGUUCGUCGUCGGGGUUAUUCGGGGGUGAAUAUGGCCGGUGACAGCGCUAAGAACAAUGAUAUUGGUGGGGGAGAUGAGCAGGGUGCGUCAGCAAGGGGAGAACCGCAUUCCAAAGUGGGCGGCAUUCUGGAAUGCGAUCCACACGGUAACAGGAAUUCACUUAACAGUGAACAAACUACGGAGAUCACUGAUGGCUUGUGUCGCUAUGGGAAUCAUUCUGAUGCUGGUGCCAUGUCGUUCAUUGAAAUUUGUCAGACCCGAAUGCAGAAUUUAUUCCCCCAACUGGCACCACCUCCUAGUUACGCCACAUGCGAGGACUCCGUCGAGUUGACAGCCGAAUGUCUCGCCAAGGACGUCAUCAGAUAUCUCUUGAAGGAAGAUAUGUAUUUGAUAUCGAGGGAUCCGAUAUCCCGCAGUAUGCGUCACAACGUGUACCAGAUGCUGAACAAACACAGCAUCCUGUUCACGAGCAUGGUAAAUCGGCUCAACGUCGUACCUGACACGGCGUACGAGGCAUUCACCGGCGUUGCCGAUGAACUCUUUCUUCACGGGGUUAUAACGUGGGCCAGAAUUGUCUGUCUGUACGCAUUCAUGGGACGACUGGCCCUGUGGGCAAAGGACGGGAGGAUGCACGAGUUGAGGAAGAAAUUGCCAUUGUACGUGUCCAGAUAUAUUGGAGAAGAAAUUGCCCAUUUUAUCAAGGGAUAUGGGGGCUGGGAACAAUUGUGCAUAGAAUAUCCCAUCGCCGAGGAGGUCUCUGGUGCUAUUUGGAGGAGUCUCCUUAUGACUGGCGCAACGUUAAGUCUCGUUGCAACAAUUUUAGCCGUGACCUCUUGAGGAAGUUUGUGAGAAAAAAAUUUUCUACCUAAAUCUACAGUUGAAAAACGAAGAAAUCACGUACUUAUUAACCCUGUGAUCGUACUGCACCUGGAGAUGGCCAUGAGUGAGUAGAAAUCACGUGCAGGAGGAAAAAUUCUCCUCCCAUUGGUACCAGAAAAUGCUCGAAGUUCUCUUUAUCUCAACAGGCAAUAAAUAAGUUAAAAAUAUGACAAAUAUUUUCGUCCAAUUAAGUACAAUGAAACAAAGUUUAUGUAUCCAUUCACGUAAUACUCAAAGAGACAAUGAUGAAUUUUUAUAUUCACGCCAAAUAAUAAUUUCAAAAUUUUUCCAAUGAAUUUAGGUAGCAUCUCAAAUUGUUUGUAUUUAUUUUAUAAUUUAUUGUAGGUAGAAAGCUAUGAAUCAAUUAUUUUUUAUAUUCAAUUGCGCUUCACUACAAGCAUAGCAACAAAUUUUAUUGAAAUAAAUUAAUAAAUUCGAUCACUACGACGUGUUUACAGUAAUUCUAAACUACAAGCUUAUACAUGAUUUUUCAAAUAAACUAAAAAAAAAACGUAAAAGUUUUGUAACGAAUGUGUGAAGAAAAUAAAAUUCGGGAAAAUGA